AUGGAAAAACAACAAAGUUUUCGCAGCGGGGUAAUGGAGAAGCAGAAAAGCUUUAGGGGUUUAAUGGAAAAGCAGAAGAGUUUUAGGAUUGCAAUGGAGAGACAGAUAAGUUUUGGUGUAGAGAGGAAAAGGAGCAAGGAUUCGCCUGGGAAACGUGGGGAUUCACCCCUUCAUCUCGCUGCACGAGCUGGGAAUUUGGGGAAGGUGAAAGAAAUUUUUAUGAAGUUUGAGAAUAUCAAUAAUGGAAUAAAAGAUUUGCUGUCGAAUAAGAACCAAGAGGGUGAGACUCCAUUAUACGUCGCAGCAGAGAAUGGACAUGCUUUGAUCGUUGGUGAGUUCUUAAGACAUUCUGAUGUUGAAACUGCCUCUAUUGUAGCCAAUAAUGGCUACGAUCCGUACCAUGUGGCUGCUAAGCAGGGUCGUAUUGAUGUGCUGAAGGAACUCUCGCGUUUCUUUCCAAACCUGGUCAUGACUACAGAUUCAUCGAAUUCUACUGCAUUACAUACAGCUGCUGCUCAGGGUCACAUCGAUGUGGUAAAUCUGCUCCUGGAUACAGAUUCCAACCUCGCCAAGAUUGCAAAAAAUAACGGCAAGACUGUACUUCAUACAGCAGCAAGAAUGGGCCACUUGGAAGCUCUUAAAUCCCUGAUAAAUAAGGAUCCUACUAUAUGCUCUUGGACUGAUAGAAAAGGUCAAACAGCACUGCACAUGGCUGUGAAGGGACAAAAUGUUGAGAUCGUGACCGAGUUGAUAAAACCUGAUCCCUCUGCUUUUCUCUGUCGAGCGUCCGGCUGGCCUGGGAGGGGAGAAUCUGAGAACAACUUGAGCGAAGAAGAGAAAAAGAAACUGGAGAAGUUACAGAAGAUCAGAGUUAAAUUUUUGAGGCUUGUUCAUAGAUUAGGCCUGUCUCCAGAAGAAUCCAUGGCAGCACAGGUUCUGUAUCGGUUUACACUUCUUGCAGGAAGGCAGAAUGGCCAAAUUUUUAGUGUGGAUGCUGCCAAGAGGAUGGCUGUGGAGCUUGAAGCAGAGGGAAAAGAAGAUUCGAACUUCAAUGGGAACAUCUUGGUUCUUGGAAAAUCUGGAGUGGGUAAAAGUGCUACUGUAAAUUCGAUAUUUGGAGAGGAGAAAGCACCAAUCGAUGCAUUUGAAACUGGGACGACUUCUGUGAAAGAGAUUAGUGGGUUUGUUGAUGGAGUUAAGGUUUUGGUUUCUGCUGUUCUGCACCUCCAUGCUUCUGCACCUCCAACAAUGGCCGCCAUACCCAAGCCCAUAGAUUCAACUCCCGCAACUGCUUCCCUAGGCAACAGUGCCACCUCAAAUCCACAAGAAGGAAAAAAAAAAGUGGGCUUAGAAUUGGAACAAUCCUGGGAAUCGUAA
Molecule: messenger RNA, 1377 nt
Organism: Fraxinus pennsylvanica
Lineage: Eukaryota; Viridiplantae; Streptophyta; Magnoliopsida; Lamiales; Oleaceae
Source: the annotation of a GenBank genome assembly